This is a messenger RNA of Thamnophis sirtalis, 637 nucleotides long. Lineage: Eukaryota; Metazoa; Chordata; Lepidosauria; Squamata; Natricidae. The record is from RefSeq and is a predicted model, not a curated record.
AUUUCUUCGUUGUUCUCCUUUUGAUGAGUUUAAGGUAUGGAAGAGCCAAGUUGAUAAUAACACAAGAAAAGGAGGAGAGAGAUUGAUUAUUUUAACCAAGAGUCUCUUACUACGAAGAACUAAAGACCAGCUUGAUUCAUCUGGCAAGCCUUUGAUAUCUCUGCCUCAGCGUUGUGUUCAGGUACACAGAUUGAAACUCUCUGAAGAUGAACAGUCAGUAUAUGAUGUACUUUUCAAACGAUCAAGGUCAACACUGCAGUCUUUUCUCAAACACCAGGAAACUUUGCAUACAGGCUAUUCUGGAGACAACUCACUUACUAUGGGAGCACAGCAGUUUAAAAUGGGUCAGCAGGAUUCGUCAGUAAAGAUGGUGAAAGACAGGUUUCCCGGGUCCACCACUAUUCACAUCCUAUCCCUCUUGCUGAGGCUUCGUCAAUGCUGCUGCCAUCUUUCUUUGCUGAAAGUGGCUCUUGACCAGGCUAACAUGAAUAGCGAAGGCAUCUCUCUGUCAAUGGAAGAGCAACUCAGUGCUUUAACUCUGUCUGAACCUGAGAGCAGUGAUCCACUCUCAAUGGUGAAACUCUUCGGUACAGCUUUUGGUGCUGAUCUUUUUGAAAUGACCAAGCAGAGCACAAAG